Pararge aegeria (speckled wood butterfly) is the source of this 3993-nucleotide messenger RNA. RefSeq lists its product as uncharacterized. Lineage: Eukaryota; Metazoa; Arthropoda; Insecta; Lepidoptera; Nymphalidae. The transcript has 12 exons. Bases 290 to 3751 code for a protein of 1153 amino acids. The record is from RefSeq and is a predicted model, not a curated record.
GUCGCGAACGCGCGUCUUCGAUCGAUCACUCGCCAUAAUUUUCCGAAUCGAUUUAUCGACUUUUCUGAAUGAAAAGUCGAAGUGAAGUGUCUGAUUAAUAUUUUAAAGUGUUUGAGUGCAGUGUUGAAGUAAAUGUAAAAAAGUAGAUUGCAACUUUGACAAGGUUUUGUACGUUUUGUGCAGCUCUACGUUUCGCUGACUAUUUUGUAAACAAGUGUAAAUUAUCUCAUUCAUUCAGGGUGCACGUGUCGGCUUUUUAUUUACAAAAGGCAGCCAGUGAUGCGCUGAAAUGCCCAGCACAGCGAUCUACCAGGACACCAAGUCCUUGACCCCAACGGGUCCCAUCUCUUAUGAAGAGGCAUUGGCUACGGCCGAACCGGGGGAAACGAUAGCUACAACCAAAGAAGAGGAAUGGGUGACCCGUAAAACGAGCGAAGUGACCACUACACGAAAAAUCGCGACACAUGUUAAGCGUGAACUCGUAUUGGAAGAUGGCAGAAUCCUCAAAGACUCCGGGCCAAAGAUAUCCACCUCAGUCAACGAGGAUACGCAUACCACAAACUUUCAACAAACCGAGCACAGAGUACCUGAAGAUCAAGGAGCGGAGACUAAGGCUGAUCCCAUUGAAGGAAAUCACAAGGACGGUGUCUACAUAGAAGAAUUGCAAGAUGCUCCAGACGGAGCGGUCGCCCCAGCAGGUGCCAAAGUGCUGGUAUCAUCAUGCGUGGUCGCGAAUCACGGUGGGAAGGUGCGGGAAAGCCACGAACGACGGGUUCUUACCCGGAACGUCACUGAUAGAGUCCGCGAGACAGAAGAGAGCAUACAUCGAGGGGAUACAACUCAUGAUGCUCUUAUAACAGCAGUUAAUGAGACGAAGGAGGAGGAUAUUCGAAAUGCUCUGAAGGUGCAGACGGACCAACAGCUGGUGCCGCGUGGGCCCAAACUCGUUAAGGACACGGUCGCUUACAAUACUACUGUCACUACAGAUGAUACGGAGCAGUUACGAGCCUUGCGGCCGGACGGUACGAUUGUGACAGAGACGCGGCACACUAAAGAACAAGAACAACUCUGUGACAAGGAACUGUCCAAAGACGAGGCCAAGUCCAUACCCAGCGACGCGAGUCUAGUGGAGGAAACUGGUGGCACAGAACGACGAAAACGGGUGGAUCUAGAAAAGUCCACUGACCUCAUGGCGGGAGGAUUGCGCGUUGCAACUCAAGUACACUCAAGAACUCGAACUGAGGAAGUUGAAAAAGAGGGACAACCAAACAUGGAUGACGAUUGGGAGAGUUUAUCCGUGAGAAUGCGACGACAGCGCCGCCAGAGGCAAAUUGAUCACGAUAAAGAAUACGCGAAGGGACCCAUUAACUUUGACAUUGAAGAGGAAACGCGCAAGAAGGAAACGUCCAAGUGGCUUGAAAAUCACUUUGGCAGUGAAUCCCGUUCUUCUCAUGAUUCAAUUGCUGAGGAAAUAGCACGGCGUCCAGAACCAGGAUAUUACGUUAAGCCUAAAGCCGAUGACGAAGGAUACUACGGCAAAACGUCCUCCUCUGUCCCACCGCCACCGGUCUACGGUGAUCGGGUGCUUCGCAAAACAAAGUCGUCAACACCAUCCGACGAGCGACCCGUUGUAUCGGUAAACAGAACAGGAGGUUAUUUUAAGGGUGUGGCGGAUUGGUCGCAGCGCCGAGUCAGUAAACCAAGAAUGCCUGAGCCUCGAAGUUCAUCCCCAUCGCCACCUGUUGUACGAUCUCCAUACACAAGUAAUGAUCGACUAAAUGAUUCCUCACCGAAGCAUGUAUACAAACGAGAUUCGCCUCAAGGGAGGUCAUCGCCAAUCGGUCGAAGGAAUCCGCCUUCGCGAGACGACUCCGCCUACGUUUCAUCGUCGACAAUGCACAGUCCGCCACGUGGUUCCCCGUUUAGGCCAUUAGAAACUGAUAGAUCAUUCCGAGAGCCGUCCAUCGAAGAUGAUUAUCGUCCCCCGAUAGCUCCAGAGAGAAAGCGUCAUUCAAAGAAAAUAAUGUCCGAGGACCACCGAUACGAUAGUGGGUACAGAAGCUCAUCAAGAAACGACAAUUCGGGUCGUUCUAGAGACAGUCGUGAUGAGGGUGCCGUGGAGCCUCCCCCUGAUUAUUCUCCCCCGAGGGAUCGCAGAGGUAGUGCCGAUAGAGACAGGACUCCACCGCGUCGUCGUGAUCGAGAUGAGAGAAAGCAAAAUCAAAAGACUCGCUUCGCUGAUAACGGCAGGCGUCCCUCACCCGCACGGAAAUCUGUCGGUUCAGCGAUCGGCAACUCAAUUAGGAAGUUAGUUGGGAAGAUUCGGUCUGCGUCAGCUGAACGGAAGAUCCGCCGGCGCAAUUCUCGAACGCCGUCGCCGGAGCACUCGUCGCGCACGUACAAGCAGUACGGUGGCGAGCUGGCGCCCCCCGCCGCUCCCCCGCACCGGUAUUACCUCGGAGAGGACCCUUUUGCGCCCAGCAUCUAUGGCCGUGAGCACAAGUACGAGGGCAGUCCGAGACGAGCCGCUGCUGUUGACAGCCGUGAUCAGCGUGAAAGGGGCCAGUUCUCGAGCACGCUCGGGCGGUUCAGUCACUCCACAAGUAGACUGAAUCCCGGGGAAACAGACGAAGAUUACACGCGAAGCGCGCAAACACUGCCACGAAAACUUCACGAACGUAAAGAGAAGACCACCGAAAAGCCAAGCUCCAGUAAAUACUGGCAGCGACUCACAAAUAACAAACGGUCUACUAGUGCCAUAAAUAUAGCAAACAACGUAUCAACAUCGCCAGAGGGAAAGACAAACGGGUAUCCGCCUGGCCCUGCGAAGCCAGCGCGGACCUACAAAGGUCUCAAUAGGAGCAAGAGUUUUGCUAUGGGAGCACCCGAACAAGAGACACAUCCACGUUACGUUACUGGCAUGAGCAGAAAUUAUUCCACAAUGUACAAAUCAAAUCCACACCUAAGUAGGCUGGAUGAGACUCCAGAACAGCUGAAGAGUCCUGGUAUAGUGUCUAUUAUCAAUCGAAGCCAACGAGAUUUAGCAGAUGCUGUUUCACGAGAGACUGAACGUCGACGUGACGGCUUGUUUGGUGCGCGGUAUGGCAAAACAACGCCUGUAAGUAACGGGCACACAAAUGGAUAUAACAAAUCUUAUGAUGAAACAGAUAAGAAAAAGCUAUUUCUGAAGGGGCUACGCGAAAGAGCGCCUGAGUUAUAUCAAACUUUACACGCAGAUGACGAGUCUGAUGGUAGCAGAUUAUCAUCCCGAUACAACACCCCGUCGCCUCAUUAUAAAGAACGGAUAUCUGAGGAACGUAAAAUACCAUUGUAUAAAACUGAAUCAUUGAAUAGAGAGUCGAGCCCGUUCGUAUCGCGCUUAGAAACAAGAAUAAAAUCACCGGUAAAUCGGCGGGAAAGUAACAGCAGUGACAAUUACUCCGAAACAUAUCGCUACACGACGCGUUCAGCUGACCCAGAGCGACCUACCGUAACAGAUACUGUAGAAACUGUUAGUAAAAAAGUUAUCCCAUCUAGAGACGGAAGGUCUAAGGAAAUUAUCCAAUCAAGGGAAGUGAAUUCAGUGACAAAGAGUCGGGGUUAUAAUGAACCUGUCACAAGUACGAAAUACUAUGAGAAUGGCAUUCGUAGUCCUCAUGGCUACGAAUCUAGAUUAAACGGGUCAGCACCACUGUACGCAGAACGUAGGAGAAGUAAUUAUAAAGUAUCUGAAAAAGUAAGAGAUUAUUGAAUAACGAGCGCGACUUGAUUAUUAUUGCCAUAUUUUCAUUUAACAUUAUUAGUGUCACACAGACUGAAAAGUUGAAAUUUAAUCACACGUUAAGUUAGUUUAUCAUUAACUGCAUUCGUUAACAUUUUAUUGUUAAUUUAAUGUUAGUUGCUUCAUGUAAAAAGUCAUAUAGCUUUACUAAUUUUAUUUCGAUAUUUUUACCCAAUAAGAGAUCUAAUUCCGUCCAGUAAAGAUUUAUUAAA